GGGGUGUGAUGUUUCCUCAAGGAUGUCCACUCAAAUCUGAAUCCACAACACAAAAACCACUCCCUUUCUCCCUUUCUCCCUUUCUCCCUUUAAUUCAACACUAUUUUUUUCUUUUUCUUUUUCUUUUUCUUUUUCCAUUUCUUCACAAAUUACAACAUUUUGCUAACUAACCUCCCCUCCUUCUAAAACCCUCUAUUAUUUCUUUUCCCUUUUUUUAUUUUCUCUUUUGGAAAGUUUAUUUUUGUUCCUUUCCCACACAUUCUUGGCUGUUCUUCUUUCCAAUUCCUCCUCUCUUCCUUUCUUUUUCUUCUUUAUUUCCCAUUUUUCUCUUUUCUAAACUCACAACCAUGGUCGCUUUGGUUUCUCAAGACAAUAUGGUUUCUUUGGUUUCUCGCACUGGAAGGCAUUUGCAGCGUUAUGACAUCAGGGGUCGCCGCCAAGUUGUUGGAUGCAUUCCUUAUAGGUACAAGACUACUAAGAAAAGUACUUUGGAUAAUAUAGAGGAAUUGGAAGUGCUUGUGAUUAGCUCACAGAAAGGGAAAGGCAUGUUGUUCCCAAAGGGAGGUUGGGAAACUGAUGAAUCUAUUACUGAGGCAGCUUCAAGAGAAACACUUGAGGAAGCUGGCGUUAGAGGAAUUGUUCAGGGUGAAUUGGGGAGUUGGAGUUUCAAGAGCAAAACCUAUGACACUUUCUAUGAAGGAUACAUGUUUCCUCUACUUGUCAAGGAGCAGCUGGAGUUUUGGCCGGAAAAGAAUUUUCGACAACGAGUUUGGAUGAGUGCUCACGAAGCUCGGGAGGUUUGCCAGCAUUGGUGGAUGAAGGAAGCGUUGGAUAUAUUGGUAGGACGACUUUCAUCCCAAAAGAAGCAACAAAUGGAGGAAGUUAUGCCGUGCUCGUUGAGCUAGUGAAGAUGGAGUUCGCUUCUAGUGUGUUGCCUUAACGGUUUUCGUGUAAAUAAGAAUUUGGUGAAAGGCUACAUUUGAGGAGAAGAAAGUACUGAGAAAAGGGGAAGUUAAUAUUUUAGGAAGAUUAAAGGGAAGAAGAAGUAUGGAAGAAGAAGGGGAAAAGGAAAGAGAUUUUCUAGUUGGAAGUCUGCAUUUUCUUGAUAUUUGGUAGAAUCAUGCGGCUCAAAGAUACACCACAGGAAGUCUGAUUGAAGAAAUGGAAACUUUUUUUUUUUCCUACACAAAGAUGAAGAACAGAGAAUUGAUUGUGAUCACAAGCUUUGUUUCUUUUUCUUUGUUUUUUGAGUUUCUGUUUUUUUUUUAUAAGAAAAAAAAUUCAAUCAGACUUCGAUGUGUAAUAGUUAUUCUUCUUGUCAUUGUCAAUUUGAAAACUUUAAUCCAUAUUCAUAACCUCUCAUUUUCACUUUUCAAUUUAA
Cucumis sativus (cucumber) is the source of this 1381-nucleotide messenger RNA. Its product is annotated as nudix hydrolase 18, mitochondrial. The record is from RefSeq and is a predicted model, not a curated record. Gene Ontology annotation, molecular function: pyrophosphatase activity. The coding region runs from base 348 to 905 and encodes 185 amino acids. NCBI's taxonomy places the organism in Eukaryota, Viridiplantae, Streptophyta, Magnoliopsida, Cucurbitales, Cucurbitaceae. Gene Ontology annotation, cellular component: nucleus; cytoplasm. The transcript is spliced from 5 exons.